AUGAAUGCCAUGCCGAUCAUACCGGACUCCCACCGGUCACGCGCACAAAAAAAGCGCCAUGGACCGGAGCAAGAGCUUACUUUGGAUUCACGUCGGUUGUGGAGUGUCGCCGCUCUUGCAGUGCUGGCGGUUGCUGCUCCUUCUCGUCCGGUUCCUAGAGAUGUGUCGGCCAGUGUGCUUAGCCAGUUAAGUUUGUUCGCUCAGUAUUCUGCGGCAUCAUACUGCGCGAACAAUAUCAAUUCAACUGGUAAUGCGCUCUCUUGCGAGGAAGGCAACUGUCCCUCUGUGCAGUCUGCGGAUACAACAACUCUGUGGGAGUUUGACCGGACCUGCUCCUACGGCAAUGUCGCUGGCUUUCUUGCCGUUGAUAAGACGAAUAAACUCCUGGUCGUUUCAUUCCGGGGCAGUCGGUCCAUUAGUAACUGGAUUGCCAACAUCAAUUUCGGCUUGACCGAUGCCACUUCUCUGUGCAGCGGCUGCAAAGCCCACUCCGGAUUCCUAGAAGCUUGGGAGACUGUUGCAACUGAUCUGGCAACUAAGAUCACGUCCGCGCAGUCCACAUACUCUGGCUAUACGCUUGUUCUGACAGGGCACAGUUUUGGUGGAGCCGUUGCUGCACUAGGAGGCACCGCGUUGAUUAAUGGAGGAUCAACCCUCAAGAUAUAUACCUACGGCCAGCCCCGAGUCGGGAACGUUGCAUUGGCUACAUACAUCACCAGCCAAGCUAGUCUUUGGCGAGUGACACACACAGAUGAUAUCGUGCCUAAGCUGCCACCUUCAAGCUUUGGAUUUAGCCACCCAAGCCCCGAGUACUGGAUUACUAGCGGCAACGUGGCUACGGUUACCUCGUCCGAUAUCGAGGUGAUUGAAGGUGUAGGCUCCAAGUCCGGCAAUGCUGGAACAUUGAGCCCGGAUGUUGAAGCCCAUAACUGGUACUUGGGAAAUAUUGAUGCAUGUGAUUAG
This is a messenger RNA of Penicillium soppii, 963 nucleotides long. RefSeq names its product lipase family protein. The transcript is spliced from 5 exons. Gene Ontology annotation, biological process: lipid catabolic process. The coding region runs from base 1 to 963 and encodes 320 amino acids. The record is from RefSeq and is a predicted model, not a curated record. NCBI's taxonomy places the organism in Eukaryota, Fungi, Ascomycota, Eurotiomycetes, Eurotiales, Aspergillaceae.